This is a messenger RNA of Protopolystoma xenopodis, 693 nucleotides long. NCBI's taxonomy places the organism in Eukaryota, Metazoa, Platyhelminthes, Monogenea, Polystomatidea, Polystomatidae. The record is from the annotation of a GenBank genome assembly.
AUUAAUUUUUACUCAGACUCAUCAUUUGACUUAACUCUUCCUCAGGUGCUCCAUAUCAUGAACCGAAUGAAUUUACCAGUGCCUUUUGUCGAUCCAGACACAUAUGCAGGUUCCGUUAACGUAGUUCCAAGUGAAGUGCUUCUCAAUAGCUUAAAGACAAAAAUGGACAAUACUUUACCUCCUGAAACGACCUCCAAUUUAGCUAGCGCUUAUAUGACAAGUUCCGAGGAGCAUAUGGAUCUCUCCAGUGGUUCUGAAUCAGAACUCUCUUCAGACGACAUGCCACGAGCAGGAAGAAGACGUGGUUGUAAGCAUCCUUUCUCUAGACUGGCCGCAAAACGACUCAAGCCAACCAAAUCCACCCACCUCGGCGACUUAUCUGUUAAGCGUCUGUCUGGCUCCGGCAAACGAACCGCAAUCCCUUUUAACCAACUAUUUGAACCCCCGACGCCUAGUGUCGCUCUGAAAAUUAACGUAAAUACUGAUUCCUUUGAGAUACUGCAACAAAAACACAAACAAUUAGAAAAAGAGGAGUCUCAAGAUCCGACCAUUUCUAUCGGCUUUGGUAUCCUAACUCUUCAACCGAAAUCCCCUCCCGUCACCCUCAAUCCUGUCUCACCUAGCAGUCCCCAGCCCUGCAAGGACCCUGAUGCUUUAUUCCCUUUACGAAAAAGCGAGUCAUCUCAACCAUGA